This is a messenger RNA of Paramecium tetraurelia, 742 nucleotides long. RefSeq lists its product as uncharacterized. Gene Ontology annotation, biological process: endoplasmic reticulum to Golgi vesicle-mediated transport; vesicle fusion with Golgi apparatus. NCBI's taxonomy places the organism in Eukaryota, Ciliophora, Oligohymenophorea, Peniculida, Parameciidae. Gene Ontology annotation, cellular component: membrane; trans-Golgi network. The record is from RefSeq and is a predicted model, not a curated record. The transcript has 7 exons.
AUGUAGCCACUCAAAAAUCCAUUUGGUAUUAUAGAUCCAAAUGAGAAGCCAAAGCAAUACCAGAGUAAUCCCUUUGACAUAUAAAAUGAUGAAUUGAAUGAAACCAUUAAAUUAGGUGACAACGUGGCAAAUCAAGAAGAGAAACAUUUGCUCUUUGACUCAUAGAAAUCACAGUCUCAAGAAACCGUAGAAGACUUACCUUUAUUAGAAGACCUCGAUAUUACAUCGCCAUUGCUCAUUAAAUCUAGGAUUAUGAGUGUGCUCUUUUUCUAAAAAUGCGAUAGCGAGUAUUUGGAAGACCCUGAUCUCUCAGGUCCCAUCCUUAUUGUUGUAUCAUUGGGCCUAUUGCCAUUAUUAACAGGAAAAGUGCAUUUCAAUUAUAUUUACGGGAUAGGAUUGUGGGGUUGGAUGCUACUCUAUUUAUUAAUGAACUUUAUGAUUCAACAACAAGGCAAGUAGAUAGAGUUCUACAAAAUAUUGAGUUAUUUAGGUUAUGGAUUGGCACCAAUAGUUGUCUUAUCUUUUCUCAGUGUAUUUUUGUAAUUAAAUUCAUCUUUCGGAUAUGCAUUAGCUAUAGUAUUGUUUCAAAGACCUUUGAUACUAUUCUAGGAUUACAACAUAGAAGAUUGUUGAUAGCCUAUCCCCUGUUUUUAUUCUAAUUGCACAUUUGUAAUUAUAACAAUAUUUUGACCCCAAUCAUGAUAUGGUAGAUAACAGAAAAUCAUUAAAAACUGAUAUAUAU